This is a messenger RNA of Iphiclides podalirius (scarce swallowtail), 237 nucleotides long. Lineage: Eukaryota; Metazoa; Arthropoda; Insecta; Lepidoptera; Papilionidae. The record is from the annotation of a GenBank genome assembly.
AUGCGGAUUCAACUAAUUAUACUCAUUGUAUCGUCUUUCAAUGAAUCACAAGAAGUAAUUACGAGAGACUGUCUGAGUAAUUUUAAGCCGUUUAGGACUGACAUUCCAGCUGACACAUAUGAGGGUUGUAGACCAGCUGCUAAAGAUGUUAAUCUGGCCAAUUAUGUCAACAAUUCCAUAAAGGAAAUUGAUGUAAAAAGGGAAUGUGACGAAUCUGUCUCGGGCGUCCACUCGGCA